Molecule: messenger RNA, 273 nt
Organism: Eimeria necatrix
Lineage: Eukaryota; Apicomplexa; Conoidasida; Eucoccidiorida; Eimeriidae
Exons: 2
Coding region: 1-273 (90 amino acids)
Source: RefSeq, a predicted model, not a curated record
AUGGUGCUGCUGCUGGGGGGAGGGGGAGGGCUGCAGGCAGGAGAAGGAAGGGCAGCAGCAGGGUUUGUCGGGGUGGAAUGCUUGAAUAGUCAAGUUGCGGAAUUGAAGGGAAAUGCCGCGGCAGCAAAAGGAAACGAAGUGCUGCAGCAGCAGCAGCAAAUAGCGGCGUGCAGGCAGCGCGCAGCAAGCGCCUCCCAAGUGGAAAGCGCGGCUUUCCGCGCCCAAGACGCCUCUCGCGGCGAAAAAAAGACCAAUUUGCGUCUUAAAGAUUAA